CCCCACUUCGUGUCCGCGCCGCGACGCGCACUUCCCGCCUUUCUUUUUCUUGCCGUCCUCGCGCCGCCACCACGAACGCACGCACGCGCCAUCUCGAGGCAGGUCUCACUCUCUCCUCUCCGCGCGCGCGGAUCGAUGGCGCACGACGGCUUCCUCGGAGGAGGCUUCCACGCGCUGCAGGCGCCGUGGCCGCUGCCGCUGCCGUUCGACGCCGCCGCGCUGCAGGCCCAGCUCAUGUCAGGAGGGUGGGAGGACGAGUCGGCGCUGAGCUCGCUCGUGUCGUCGCCCGCCACCACCGGGCGCGGCGGCGACGUGCACGAGGGCGCGCUCAUGGAGGAGCUGGCGAGCCGGCUCGGCAGCGUGUGCGGCGGCGGGCUCGGCGGGGGCGGGGUGCCGUCGCCGCCGUCGUCGCGGUACGCGUCGUGCUACGGCUCGCCGGUGAGCUCCCCGGCGAGCAGGCCCGCGCCGUCUCUGCUCGCCGCGGCGGACUCCAUGGUCGCGGAGCGCGCCGCGCGGAUGUCGUGCCUGGCGGCGGCCGGUGUCGGGCCUAGCGGCGGGAAGCUCUCGCGCGUGGCGAGCAGCCAUUCCCUCCUCGCGGAGCCUGCGCCGGCGGACGGCGGCGGCGUCCAGCAAGUGCCGGCGAGCGAUGGGUCGAGCAGCGACGCUCCCUGCCGGAAGCGGAAGGCGCCCGGCGCCAAGGGCAAAGGGAAGGACGGAGCGACGGCGACGGCCUUGACAAAGUUGCCGGAGCCGGAGAAGAAGGCCAAGAAAUGCAAGCUCUCCGCUGACGCCACGGCAAACCAGGACACGAAACCACUCGCCGGCGAGGCCGGACACGCCGGCAAUGGCAAGGGGAAGGACGUCGCCGUCGAGCCGCCCAAGGACUACAUCCACGUGCGCGCCCGCCGCGGCCAGGCCACCGACAGCCACAGCCUCGCCGAGCGGGUGAGGAGAGAAAAGAUCAGCGAGCGCAUGAAGCUGCUUCAAGACCUCGUGCCUGGCUGCAACAAGGUGACAGGCAAGGCGGUGAUGCUUGACGAGAUCAUAAACUACGUCCAGUCGUUGCAACGGCAGGUGGAGUUCUUGUCAAUGAAGCUUUCCACUGUCAACCCACAGCUGGAUUUCGACGUCGACAAUUUCCUCCCAAAAGAUCAGCCCAGCGAGCCCAGCUUGCCGGCGCCGUUGUCGCUGCCACCACCGCAGCCACCGCUGUCCUACUCACCGGAAUGCGCAACCCCGGCGGCGAUCGGCUACUCGCCCUCGCAAGGGACGGCAAUGCAGAGCGUGGUGGCAAGCACCAAAGGCUUCGAAAUGGCGCCGACGUUUGCAAGCCAUGGAAUCCCAGCUCCAUCAUCACUGGAUGCGUUUCACAGUGCUAAUUCACAGGCAGGGAGCUGCAUGCAGAUGUGGGAGGACGACCUGCAGAGCGUGGUUCAGAUGGGGUUCAGAGGCAAUGCUGCAUGAUAGGGGAUGAGCCGAGUCGAGAGCCCCCCAAUCAUGGCGUUGGUCUCUGGAGUUGAUUCGGAAACAAAUCAGUUUCACCAAUCAAGGCAGGAGACGAUCAUCCGGGGGAGGCAUGUCGGGUGCAUGGAGCCACUUAACACGAAGCCGGGGGUUGGGUUUUUGAGCUACCUCUCCAAUCAUUGGAUCAUCCCUCCAUGAUUGUACAUAGAAUCCUUCCCUUCCCCCAACCUUCAAUGUAGGGGAAGGAAUGGGAUAAGGAGAAGGCUGGGGAAAUGACCUCAUUGCCUUACUUGGCCAUGUCCAUUGUCUCGGCCGAAGGACAUGUAGCACGGCGAAGGUGAAGGUAAAGGCGAAGGCAAAGGCAGAAAAAAGAAAAAAAAAGAUCAAUCUUUUGUUUUUCUUGAUUUGCUCUAAGAAAUUUUCAUCGAUCUCACGAAAGACAAUGUAAUGUUGUAGUGGAAUGUAACUGUUCCUAGACCUCAACUUGAGAUUAUAUAUAUAAUUUGAGAGAA
Oryza brachyantha (malo sina) is the source of this 1976-nucleotide messenger RNA. RefSeq names its product transcription factor BHLH089-like. The transcript is spliced from 7 exons. The record is from RefSeq and is a predicted model, not a curated record. Gene Ontology annotation, cellular component: nucleus. Lineage: Eukaryota; Viridiplantae; Streptophyta; Magnoliopsida; Poales; Poaceae. Gene Ontology annotation, biological process: regulation of DNA-templated transcription. Gene Ontology annotation, molecular function: protein dimerization activity; DNA-binding transcription factor activity. The coding region runs from base 136 to 1464 and encodes 442 amino acids.